AAGAAAUUAAAUGGAUUAUUUACUUCAAUUUUCGUUGAAAAGAUAAUGCCCAAUCAAAAUGCCAACGGCAACGCUUCUCUUAAGAGAACCGAACACCACCUCGCUAUCGGCAAUCGUCGAAAAGUCGCAACAAAAACCACUACAUCCAUCACUUGAGUACGAGUUAAAGCUGCGAUCAUCCCAACUCGAUUUGAUCCCAAUCCAGAAGAUUAAAUCGCCAUCAUCGCCACACUCAGACGAAGGAUUCGAAUCGGACAUCGAUAGCUUAUCGAUCGUUUCAAGCGAUGACAACUUCCCCACAAGAAACGUUGCUCAAAAAAAUAUUUCCGCCGAAACUGACAGCGCAAACGGAAGUGCAUGUAGUGAUACAGACGAGGAGUUAAAAGAAAAUCAAAUCGAAACCGAAUCGUACGAACUAGUCAAUUGCUUGUGUUACUCCGACGUGAAAUUCCCCGACGUUUUAGUUUUUGUGCUCAAAAUUGACGCGUUGGUAUUCAAAUUCGGUAAUCUGGAAGACUUAGAAUCGUUUUACACCAAUUUUAACACGUUAAAAGCGGUUUCGAACCAAAAAACCUACGGAAAAAAGGUCGGCAAGUUCAAUUUGUUGCAAAGAAUCGACGACGAUGGGGUAACCCACAUUGAAAUCAAAAAGGAACCAAAAAUCGAUUUUGACUUAAUCGAUUUCUCCGAAGAAAAAGUACCCAAAAAACCGGAGAGGAGGAAAAAAAUUAAAGGGAAAGCCCCACCACCACCCCCAACAACAACUUUAAAUCAGAUUAAAAUCAAUAAUUUAAAUGGAAUAGAAGAUAAAGAACAAAAUGUGUUAAAAGGCGAAUACAUCCGGGUUAAUGUCCCCAAAAUCGAUGUUAUAACCGAGAAAUUAACUCAAACUACGAUAAAUAAUAAUCAUUUUAAUAUAUAUCAACGCCCCAAAUUAACGAGUUAUCAACAAUUCAAAUUUAUAGCGGAAGAAAAAAAGAUUUUAACCCCACAAAAAAGAUUCCCGGAAAAUUGGACUUGCUCAAUGCCCCGAAAUUGCUCGAAAUAUCGCAGUAAAAGCGAAACGAGAUUAUUUCAACCUCAACAACCCAUUAAUUAUAAUUAUCGCUACAUAGACGCGAAAAAUUAUUGCAACUCCCCGAUUUAUUUAAGAAAAUCCAAUCAACAAUUUCAAUCAGGUUCAAUUUCGAAUCGAUUUUUUGGAAUGACUGGGAAAUUAAAGGAUUUUAGUAACGAUUUUAUCGGGAUUAACGACGGGAAUCGUUGGAAUAGUUUGGGGGAGUUAACGGUGAGGAAUCGGAACCAAAUCGAUUCGAAUUUGAAAAGUGUUAUAAAGAAGGAAGACGCGAAAAAGAAGGAGAAAAAGGUUACUUUUAGUGCUUACGCGACCGUUCAAGUUGUGUAAUAAGUUUUUUUUAAGGAAAUAUUUUAAUUAACCGGAACCUGAUCAAAUACGUAAUUAAAAAAUAAACUUU
This is a messenger RNA of Onthophagus taurus, 1475 nucleotides long. RefSeq lists its product as uncharacterized. The record is from RefSeq and is a predicted model, not a curated record. NCBI's taxonomy places the organism in Eukaryota, Metazoa, Arthropoda, Insecta, Coleoptera, Scarabaeidae.